Cercopithifilaria johnstoni is the source of this 1869-nucleotide messenger RNA. The record is from the annotation of a GenBank genome assembly. NCBI's taxonomy places the organism in Eukaryota, Metazoa, Nematoda, Chromadorea, Rhabditida, Onchocercidae.
AUGAGUAUGCUGCAGCAAAUAUUAGAUCAAAUGUUUGUGGAUCCCGAAAUUUUGGAUGCUCUCGACGAGGAGCAAAAACAAAUAUUGUUUAUCAAAAUGCGAGAGGAACAAGUAAAACGUUGGAAUGCUUUUAACGAGCAGUGUGAGAAGGAGGAUGAGCCCCAAAGCAGCAAAUCAAAGGAUAGUUCGCGAGGAAUCAAAUGGUUGAAGGGAGAAGACGGCGAAGUUUGGGUUUGGGUUAUGGGUGAACAUAAAGAUGAUCUAACCAUUGAACAAAUUACGGAAAAACGAGCCCUUGAAGAAGCACGACAACUUGCUGAGAAAGAAAUGCUGGAAAGCAUGCGUUUAACGGAAUUGAGUGAUGAUAAUGCGGCUGUGGUCGAGCCACAUGAAGAUGAGAACACACUGAAAGAACAGCUGAGCCGUAUUAAACCGUGGAAUGGCGCACAUGCGUCUUACAAAAUACAGGAAUCUGUAUAUGAUGAUGCAGAUUCACUGUUUGGCUCAUCGUAUAAUGGUAAUGUACAUUCUCCUUCGCGUAUCACUCCUGCUCCAGGUUCGUCUCGCAAAGGGAUCCUAAAGAAGUCUAAGGAAAAUUUUACUACUGAUAAUAACAGUAAUAAAGAGGAUAAACUUUCAAACGAUACUGACACUGAGACAGAGAAGACAUGCGGCACUGAUUUGUUAACUGAUUCUUCGAAAAGCAAUGGUUCGGAUGAACGCUCAGAAGUUUCGCCGACUACGCCUAAUAAUAGUUUCGGUGAAAUCUUUGUCGGUGACCUGAGCCGUACGAACUCAUCUUCUGGAAGUGAAGCAGUAAAUGCUUCUCCUUAUGGAGCUUACAGUAACUAUUUGCCACUUUCGUCCCAGCCUAUUGGGUCAGGCAUCCGUCGUAGGCUAGGAAAAGGAGACAUACUGGCAGGUUAUGGCGGUCCAAGCGGAAUGAAGAUACCUAAUACACCAAUAAAUGCUACAAAGCCUGCGUGGAUGACUGGAAGUUGUCCUAAUGGAAGCUUUUUCACUGUUCCACGAAGCCGAUUUUGGAAUAUGAGCACAAAGAUCACUCCUCCUCAGAAAGCAAACUCUGAUAACGAGACGGUAGUGAAAUUCCGACCUGAUCUUAGUACCAGACAUGAAUUAUCGGACAUCGACGAAGAACUCACCAAACGACAAUCAGAAAUUUUCGAACAGAUCAAGGAAAAACAUCAGCAGUUUGACAGAGAAGCAGAACAGGAGGCAAAACGUGUUGAACAAGCUUGGGAGGAACAAGAAAGAAGAGCACGUGAAGCGGAAGCUCAAAUUCGACAAAUUGCGCAGAGAGCUCGUGAACAGCACCGUCAACAAAGUUUGCGUACAUCCAGCUCAAUUUUGCCGGUUCUGAAAAAUAUGAAUCCUUCACGUUUGAGAAAUGCUCUGAAGAGUUUACCCCGUCCUCCCAAGCCAAAAUCGCGUGAUGCAAUAAUUAAUUGGUUCAGAACUGAAGAGCUGCCACGAGGAACCGGUUUAGAUCCAGUGACACGUCGACCAGCUGUUUGGUUCCAUGGAAUCAUACCACGAAGUAGAGCUGAUCGACUGCUACAGAAAAAACCCUCUGGUUCAUUUCUUAUUCGCGUUUCGGAGCGUAUUUGGGGUUAUACCCUAUCGUAUGUGGUUGAAGAUGGUAAUGUAAAGCAUUUUCUGAUCGAAAAAAUACCACAAGGCUAUCAAUUUCUGGGAAUAAAUCAAGUAGUGCACCGUCAUCUUCGUGAACUUAUUGCAUUUCAUAAGAUUUCGCCAAUAACAAUUAGAGGACAUGAGCUAUUGCGCUGGGCGGUGGGACAAGUGGAUACUGAUUUGCCGGAUUAUGCUGAUCUUAUUUCUUCUGAAUGA